This is a messenger RNA of Centruroides sculpturatus (bark scorpion), 1065 nucleotides long. RefSeq names its product GLIPR1-like protein 1. The record is from RefSeq and is a predicted model, not a curated record. The transcript is spliced from 7 exons. The coding region runs from base 170 to 1003 and encodes 277 amino acids. Lineage: Eukaryota; Metazoa; Arthropoda; Arachnida; Scorpiones; Buthidae.
UCCACUUUACACGCGCAAACGUCAUUCGGAACAUUCGAAAACUCUUUCAAAAUAGCGAAUAACUUUUUAUCGUUGAAUAAUUCGAAUUUGAAUUGUAUUCCACAGAAUUUUACGUUAAAUUUGAGCAAUUUCCAUUUAUUCUAGCUUGGAAUUCAAAGAGGUUCAAACAAUGAUUCGAAGUGUUUUAGUUUUGAUGUUGUUCGAAGUAAUGUGUUUGGAUGAAAAAUGCUUAGUUUCUUCGGAAAGAAACGAAUUAGCGCACAUUUUACAGGUGGAUUCCAGUAAAAUGCAGAACUCUUUAGGUUUUAAAGAGGGCGAAAUAAAAGAUAUUCUUACAAGACUCAAUUAUUUCAGAAGACAUCCUCCGGCUACUAGCAAUAAAAUGAUAAAAUUGAUGUGGAAUGAAAAAUUGGCAGAAAUGGCAGAAAAGUGGGGCAAGAACUGUCCUAACAUGCGAGGCCCAAAAAACUGUCUGAAGUUCAUUAAUCAGAAUAUAUACAUGGGAAGUGAAAUUGCUAUAAAUGCAAUUCAGAGCUGGGGCAAUUACAGGUCAUAUAAUUACACCGAAAACAAUUGCAAAGAUAACGAUUUACUUGGAUGUUUAAAUUAUAAGGCGUUAUUUUGGGCUGAAAGUCAUUCCGUAGGAUGCUCAAUGUUAACUUGCCCACCCAAUAAUUUAUUAAUAUGCAAUUUUUAUCCAGGUGGAAACGUUCGUGAAGAUCUACCUUUUGAGGUAGGUGGAGUAGACUGUAACCCUAGUCUAUGUCCACCUCAAGCUCAGAAAUGUGACACAGAUGAUCGCCUUUUUAGUUUAUGCGAAAUGACGUCAGUUCCAGAAAUACCGGAUGACGUUAUUAACUGUGCCCAAGAAUUGAAACCGAAUACAACUAUUAACGCCGAUUCCUCUGGACACAGAAGUACUUCUAUGGUCGAAAAGAAAAUAACAAAAUUAGCAAUUGCAUUUGUAAUGAUGAUUACAAAUCUUUUCUACAUACAUGUAUAGAAGUGCUUAAAAUAUUUUAAAUUACACAUUAAUUCGAUAUACUGUUUAUAUAUUAUCAAAAU